AUGUCUACCACCAUCACCCAAACCGUGAACGCUGGUGGCCCCACCCCGUCGCUGACGGUCAUCAAGAAUGGAUUCGGGGCUGAAAUCACCGGCCUGGACUUUGUCAACGGUGUGACUGACGAGGAAUAUCGCUUCCUUGAGUAUGCAGUGAAAAAGCAUGGAUUUGCCGUAGUCCGAAAGACGAAAUUGGUUGACGAAACUCAUCUCGAGCUGGCAAGGAAAUUUGGUGAGCUUGACGAUGUGACUCCUUACAACAAGGCCGGUCGUGUGCACCGUUUGAAAUAUAACGAGUUGUUCGACGUUGGAAACAUUGAUCCUGAUGGCUCAAUUGUCGAUUUGAGCAGCCCCCGUGGUGAAGCGAACAAGGGGAAUUCCCUCUUUCACACCGACUCCAGCUUCAACCCUCGGCGGGCUGGAUACUCCUUGCUACUUGCCCACGAGCUCCCUCCCCCUGGCACCGGUGGCUCGACUGCCUUUACCGACAUGAGAGCUGCUUACCGGGAUCUCGACCCUGAAUUCAAACAAUUCCUGCGCGAGAAAAAGUUCAUUGCCCGCCACUCGCUUCUACACUCCAAGAAAAUGGCUGCCCCCGAGUGCUACAAAGAUAUUGAGCCCACGGACCAUUUCAUGAGCCGUCACUUGCUGCUCCAAGUGCACGAGCGCACCGGAAUUCCCACGAUCUACCUGGCAAAACAUAUUCAUUCGCUUGAAGGAGUCUCGUCUGAGGAGUCUGAGGCUAUCUUGAACAAACUGUUUGACCACGCAACCCAGGACAAAUACGUUGUUGAUGUGCAGUGGUAUGAUCCUGGGGAUAUGAUUGUGUGGGAUAAUACAUGCACAAUGCACCGUGCUGUUAGUGGCGAGUUUGUCACGACGUAUCGGAGAGACAUGAGGCGAGCGACUGUGCAUGACGACAGCAGUCUGGCAUGGGGCUUCAAUGAGAAGAGUAACAAACGCAUGGGUCUUCCGUGA
This is a messenger RNA of Penicillium subrubescens, 972 nucleotides long. RefSeq names its product TauD/TfdA dioxygenase family protein. The record is from RefSeq and is a predicted model, not a curated record. Gene Ontology annotation, molecular function: oxidoreductase activity. The transcript is spliced from 3 exons. NCBI's taxonomy places the organism in Eukaryota, Fungi, Ascomycota, Eurotiomycetes, Eurotiales, Aspergillaceae. The coding region runs from base 1 to 972 and encodes 323 amino acids.